GAUCGCAAAGUUCCAAAGUGGGCGGAGUACAUGGUGAUAUUUCCGGUUCCGGUACCCGCCUCCCGCUCUCUACUUCAGGUCGUCGUUCGGUAGCAGUCAGGAGAAAAGCCCGAGGCGAAGAUGGUGGCUAAACAACGGAUCCGCAUGGCCAACGAGAAGCACAGUAAAAACAUCACCCAGCGGGGCAACGUAGCUCGGAGCACCAGGCCCCUUCAGGAGGAGAGGGCUCCAGUAGCCCCCUGGUUGCUGGCGUUGUUUGUAUUUGUGGUGUGUGGAUCAGCCAUUUUCCAGAUUAUUCAGAGCAUCAGGAUGGGAGCUUGAAGGACAGUCCAGUCAGCGCUAACGGUUCUCUCCUCGGCCACGGUUAUUUUGUUUCUUGGACUCUGACCAACUCCUGACCCUCUCUUGGACUGCACUGUGAAAACUCUUUCGUCUUACAAGUUGCCGAUACCGAAAAGCCUGCACCCUUAAAUCAGUAUUUCACAGCAAUAACCAAUGCGGGUGCACACUGUAGACGGCAUUAUAUAAAGUGUAAAAUAUAUUCUAUAAAUUAUAGAGAAUCAAAGCAACAUGAAUUCCUCUGAGUGCCUCACUGGCAAAUCUGAACAGUGUUCCAGGUAUGCAGCAGUACACAUUCCAGCUGUUCGAGGUCUGCUUCCACGGACCAGCUGCCCAUUUAGAGAACUGCUUGGCCUCCCUCACUAGCAUCGCCUCUGCAUAUCUGCUCAAAGGAGCUUUAGAAAUUGCAGAUAGUGUUGGAACUUUGUCCUUUGGUCUCAGCAGUCCUGGUUUGUCUUUGGACUCUGGCCGUGGACUGCAAACCCUCCCCCAACCUGUGCACUCCUCUGAUCUUUAGUCAAUCAAUCUCUUUUACACUUUUUUAACGUCCUUUUGAUGAGAUAUGCUGGACCAACGUUGAAGCAAUGAGACCUGUCUCUACCUUCCAGGUACGAUCAGGUGGUUUACACUCUGUUCUGUUCUACUGGUAACACUUGCGGUGUCCUUGCGGAUCACAGGGGAACAAGCCACAGGAUAUGACAGCACACUGUCAUAAUGUAAAUAGGAGACCCCUGUAGAUCAGAGGCUAGUGCUGUCACCCUGGCCUGCCAAGCAGGGCAGUCACUGCGCUUCCUCUUUUGUGGAGCAAAUCUGGACCCGUUCCAGAGGAUAAUGUGUGCUAAUUCUUUAUAAAUGCACCAUUUUACUCUCCAGUUAAGCAGCUUUGAGAUGCCCCUAAAUGUAGGUCUGUUUUUUUUUGUUUUUUUUGUCCCUUACCCAGCCCUGUCCUUUCCAUUGCAUUGACCUUGAAUCUGAUGCGAGCUAUCCAACCAGAUUUAAACCCCACCUCCAAGUGACUCUACACAUUCCAGGGGCCUAAUUGGAGUCUUCAAUCUGAUCUCCUGGUUGGAAUGAGCUCAUUCCACUCUGCAGUGACCAGUGGACUUGGUCAGACUGACUGAUCAGGACACUGGGUAUGUUACCCCCAAAAGGCUGACUCAGGACAGCAAUAAACACCCACUGGUCUGGAAGUAAUACUUUGUGUCCUUGUUAAGGAUGCUGUAGAGGGAGCUUUCCUCCACUUAACCUGGUGCUGUCCCUGUCCUGGGAGUGUUUGAUGGGGGGGGCGGGGAACAGCAUAGAGAAAGCUUUACUCUGUAUCUAACUCUGUCUGUCAGUAGUUACUAUGAACUGUUGAACCAGUGAUUUAAUUGGUUAAAAUGCUCUGAAAUGAGUGUAAAUCUUUUCAUUUCUGGCUGUCUGGUGUAGGAUGUUUCAAAACUGAUUGCAGAAUAUAACUCUGCUGUAACCUGGUUCUGUGCCACAAUACAUGCUAACACCUCUAAUAUACCAGUACGCCAUACCACACUCUCUGUUGGGUUCAAUUUCCGCACUUCUUCCCCCCCUCAUAUCUGUUUGAUUCUGACCAGGCAGCUAUCAUUCCAUAUCCCCACCCCAUCCCUAUUGGAGAAUGAGGGGACAUCCAACACAAUUGUUUUGGCCUGGACUAUUGAGCUGCAAGUUCCUGCUGCCACUGAGAGAGACCAGUGAGUGUGACUCACUGCCGUAGCCCAUCAAAACAGAGCUGUUUGCUGCUGCUCAGGGGGACUGUCAAUGUCAUUCCUGGGCAGGGGCCAUGGCAACUUGUCUGUCCCUGACUCAGGAACCAGCUCUGACUCAAACCAAAGCCUUUGCAGUCAUAGUGUCUGGGCUUUUUCAUCUUGUUGUGUUUUUCAUGUACCACCAAAGGACUUCAGGCCUUUCUGGAAAUUCCCCAGAUUGGGGAAUUGUGAACAGUACCAUCUGUGGAUCCACUGAUGCCUGGGUCACUGCUUCAGCUGUGUCUCGGAGCAAAGCCACACCUUGCUGUGUCUGACUUAGCCCCUUGUCGAGCAGCUGACAAGGGUGGUGUUUAGAAAUCUCCGUAUGCUCUCAGCCUUUCUGUGUUACUGUGGGGCUGGGAUAUACUCACACCUUCCUGCUGUUACUGGUCAGGAGACCAUCAAAGCUCCCUUUCCUUUCUCUUUGUGUGGGAGGUUUUAGGAAGGCCUGAGACUGGCUCUGAGCAUGCUGCAAGGCACAAGGGAGAAGGUGGGACCUCCACUCUCCCCUCUCCUCCCCACAUGGUGAAACUUGGGAGGAAAAAUGUCGUCGAAUCCUCUUGGGGCUGUCACUGACGCACAGCAAGCAAUGGAAGUUGUGGUACACUCAACAUUCGGUUAACGUAAAUGCAGGUGUAAAGCUGCCCAUCGCACAGAGACCAUUGUCUCACUGAUACACACUAGGAAUAACUACCCAUCUUUUAAAAAAAAAACUACAAUCCUACCCUGGUUACAGGUUGGUGACUAAUUUGGUUUUCGUUUUAAGUUAGUGAAUUUGAGCUUUUGUACCCUGAGAAAUUGAAUUUUGGCUCAUUGUUUUUCAAACUCCUGUCUUUUAACAGCAAUAAAAGUGUAUCUCUCCUUA
Molecule: messenger RNA, 2964 nt
Organism: Rhincodon typus (whale shark)
Lineage: Eukaryota; Metazoa; Chordata; Chondrichthyes; Orectolobiformes; Rhincodontidae
Product: stress-associated endoplasmic reticulum protein 2
Exons: 3
Coding region: 121-321 (66 amino acids)
Biological process (GO): endoplasmic reticulum unfolded protein response
Cellular component (GO): endoplasmic reticulum
Source: RefSeq, a predicted model, not a curated record